AUGGCGAAUCCUUCGCGAGGAAGACCAAGACUUUCUGGAACUGCCAAGGUCAUACGGCUUCGAUCGUCAGUUUUUGACCUCUGGAACGAGAGAAAAGUGUCCUUUGGCUUCGGGGCCGCGACAAAUAGUGAGUUCGCCGAAUUUCUUUUGCAUCGUCCAUCGGAAGAAAGCAAGAGAAAUUUGUCUGUGGAGCCAAUUCUAGAUGUAUCGGAUAAUAAUCUAGCUCAUUUGUGUCCGAUUGUAGGUUCAACUCCUUUGCAAGCCAAAAAGUGGACGAGCGAAGCGGUACAGAAACGGUUCAGCAAAAGAGCGAGACCAAUUGAUUUUGUUGAAACUUCACUGGAACAGCCCAGUCAAACCAUUGUCAUUCUAAUUCCUGGUAAUCCCUACUCAAUACUGGAGCACAACAACUCAGAUGUUAGUGACAUUGACAAUGACAUUUACAGUGACUGCUGUGAAGGGAAUGCUGAAUUUGAUUCAAGAAUAAAUAUGAUCAUUGAUGAAAUGAAUAACUCAGAUGACAGUGAGCUAUCAAMUGACAGUGAAGAAGAUGAGCUAACAUUAACAGCCUUAGAGUGUCCUGCUGGAGAAUUGACCAUGACUGCAAUUGAGGGAGUGUCAGAGGAACAAGCUGAGGAACCUUGGAGAGAAAUUGAUUUUCCUGAUCAUUAUUAUGAAGAGAUAACAAGUAACAACACUACAGCUACUACAACACCAACUGGUGAUGCUUCAGGUCCAGUUGAGCCAACCGGUGAUGCUUCAGGUCCAGUUGAGAAAAAGAAAGUGGAGGAUAACUUUAAAGACAGAUUUAAUCAGCUAACCACAACUGCCAACCUCAAGAAUAUGGUCUCCCUUUAUGAACAAGCAAGAUUUAUUGUAUCAGUUGAAAAAUUAGUUGAAUUGUCUGGAUGUGUAUGUACGCAUAUGAUUGAAGGAAAGGUAUGUGGGGCAUCUUUAACCCAUUCCACCAAGACUGUUGCUUCACGAGUAGUUAUUACAUGGAAGUGCAGCGAGGGCCACUUUGGUAAAUGGGAAUCCUCUGAAGUAUUAUCAAAGAGCAGAAAUACCAAUAUAUACCUGAUAGAUUGCUUGAUCCCCAUAGCUAUUCUCUUGCCUGGGAAUAACUAUGCCAAAUUUGAACUUUUGGCAAAAGCAAUGAACUUGAAAGUUAUUGGUAAAACGGCUUUUCUAAAUUUCCAACGCCACUGUGCUGCACCAGUUAUUUCUAACAUGUGGGUCAAGAUGAAAGAUGCAGUAUCAGAUAUUCUUAAGAGUGAUGACAACAUUUGUUUAUGUGGAGACGGGAGAAAUGAUUCUCCUGGUCACUGUGCCAGGUACUCAGUUUACAGUUUGAUGGACCACUCAUCAAAAGUGCUUGUGGACAUUGAAGUUGUGGAUAAAAGAGAGUGUGGUGGAAACUCAACCAUCAUGGAAAGGGAAGGUUUACGACGACUCCUCCAUCGGCUUAUGUCAAAACUUGCAAUUAAAGAGUUAUGCACUGAUGCUUCCUCAACAAUCAUAAAAAUGCUUCGAGAAAUGAAAGAAAGGUUCCCAGAAUUGAAAAAUUUAUGCCAUUCUCUUGAUGUCUGGCAUAAAGCCAAAAAACUUUCAAAAUCUUUGCACAAGGCUGCCAAGGUGAAGGGUUGCGAAGACCUGAAAGUUUGGGUAGAGCCAACAGUGAAUCAUUUCUGGUACUGCUGCCAAAUCGCAAAUGGUGAUGCUGAGAUCCUGAAGGUAAGACUCAUUAUUUGUUAACAAACAUUCCAGACGAGAAAUAUUAUG
This is a messenger RNA of Exaiptasia diaphana, 1782 nucleotides long. RefSeq lists its product as uncharacterized. The transcript is spliced from 7 exons. Bases 1 to 1755 code for a protein of 584 amino acids. Lineage: Eukaryota; Metazoa; Cnidaria; Anthozoa; Actiniaria; Aiptasiidae. The record is from RefSeq and is a predicted model, not a curated record.